GCUCUGACUGGUGUUCAUCAACAUGUCACAGAAAGCUGCAUUAAAGCGUAAACCAACUGAGCCUAUAGGCGCGUUCCAUUGGCUGAGCAUCUGGCGCGCGUCUCCGCCUGCUCUAAUCAUUUCGAGCGCUCGCGCCCGCUUCCGAUGCGUGCGACGGGACGGUCUCGCGCCCCGCUGUAUCUACUCCACGUCUUUCUCCCUCGCUGAGCCCGGAGAUUAACUACAAACACAACAAUGUGGAGGAUUUAACGCCUAGCAGCCCCUGUUCCAUUUUACUGACAUUUAAAUCGUCGAGUUUGGGUUUAAUCCUGAUAAAAAUGGCGACGGGGGCAGGCUGGCAGCCACCGUACAACACCUCGACUAGCAACACCAAAUAUACCCCCUCACCAACAUCCACUAUGUUUUACGAUGGGAGUUUGACGCUGGAAUACACUCAAGACCUGCAUCUGAAGAUGAGCAAGAAGAUAGCACAGCUGACAAAGGUGAUUUAUGCUCUCAACACCAAGAACGACGAACACGAGGAAGAAAUCGAGUCUCUGAAGGAAGCCCACGAGGACGAGGUCCAACACAUAGUGACAGAAACCAGAGACAAGAUCAUGCAGUACAAGAGUAAGAUGGCGGACGAGGCAGACCUGAGGCGGCGGCUGGCCAGUCUGGAAGAAUCUGUCGAACUCCACGAACACAUGAAGAGACAGGCUUUAGCAGAGUUUGAGAUGUACAGACAGAGAAUGGAGGAUUCCCAGCUCUGCACUGAGGCCCAGCACACACAGAGAGUGGUUUCUAUGAGCAGAGAGGUGGAGGAGAUGCGUCGGGAUUUUGAGGAGAAGCUGCGGGCGUUCAGCCAGGCUCAGGCCCAGUUUGAGGCGGAUAAACGGCGAGCGCUGGAGGAACUGAGGACCACCCACCGCCAGGAGGUGGAGGAACUCCUCAACAACCAGCAGAACCAGAGCGCCACCUCCACCGAAGACCAGGAGAAACUGGCUGAGCUCCAUAGACAAGAGGUAGAGGCAUUGAUGGAGAGGGUGGAGGAGCUAACAAAGGAUAAAGUUCGUGUGGUGGAGGAGUAUGAGGCCAAGCUGGGGAAAGCUCAAGAGUGUUAUGAGAGAGAGCUGGAGGCCAUGAGGAGAACACACCAGCUCACUACUGAGAACUUGUUGGCCUGGAAGAGGACUGAGGUUGAACUCCGUAAGGAGUUCCAGGCUCAAGAAACAGCGCUGCAGCGCUCGCUGUCCAAACUGAGGAGCGAACUUCAGAAAGCACAGGAGGAGGCCAGGGAGAACCGAGACAAGACCAACAGACUGCAGACGUCUCUGGCCAAUGCCGAGGGAACCAUAAAGAACUUGCACAAGCAGCUGGAAGAGGCCAUCCAGGACGGAGAAAUCUGGGUGAUGCAGCUGAAGGACACAGAAUAUGAACUGGAGGGCAGCAGGGAACGAGUUCAACAGCAGGCGACUGAAAUCCUCCAUAAAGCCAGUCAGAUCGGCUCCUUGCAGGCCACUCAGAUGGCCCAUGAGGCGACCAUCAGGAACCUGGACCAGGAGCAGAGCCGGCUGAAGGAGAAGAUCAGCAGGCUGGAAGAAGAGAGGGAAGUUCUUCUCAACCAGAGCCAAGCUUCCAACGAACAGCACAAACAACAAGUGGUCAAAUUAGAACAGUCUUUGCGUGAGGAGCACCAGGGUUACGAGAAGGAGCUCUCCAGGCUGAGAGCACACUAUGAGGAGGAGAUGCUUCGCUUCAAGGAGGCACAGGUCAGAGCACUGGAGGAAAUGGAGGAGAAGCACCAGGCCAUGACUGAGGAGGCCCAGCAGGAGAAGGAGGAGGAGAAGAAACUGCUAAUAACGAAAAUGAGUCAGGAGUUUGAGAUUAAGCGGCUGUCACUGGAGGAGCAGCGAGACCGCCUUCAGCAGCAGCUUGACAACUUGAAAGAGGAGCUCUCGGCCAAGCUCAAUAUGGCCAAUCAGGAGGUGUCCCACCUCCAGGAGCUGGUGAGGGAGGGGGAGCAGAACCUGAGUUCAGCUCAGACACAGAUCACCUGUCUGAGGGAGACUCAAGAGAAGCUCAGGAUAGAACUAGACGCAACUAGAUCCAGAGUCCGAGAGACCAGUAGCCUGCUAACUGACCUACAGGAGGAGAUUGAGACUCAGAGACAGCAGCAUGAAGCCAGAGUGAUGUCCAUCAGAACAGAAGAGAAGCAGAAGAUGGACAAGAUGGCGGACGACUUGGACCAGAAAUGGAGAGAAGCACUGCGGGAAGAGGUGCGUUUGUUGAAGGAGGAGUUGAACGAGGAGUACGAAGCAGACAAACAGGCGGCGCUGACUCAGCUGUCCCAGCAGAAAGAGCUGGAGAUGAUGGCGUCAAGAGAGGGCUGGCAGAGGAAGGUGGAGGACCUGCUGGAACAGAUCUCUCUGUUGAAACAGUCUCUGGAGUUGCAGUUGGCUCAGUCUCAGUCAGCUCUGCAGCAGCUGCAGUCUCAGUUCAACCAGGAGAGGGAGCUGCUGAGCCAACAGCUGAAAGAGAUGCAGAGGGAACAUCAGAGGAGAGAACAUCGUUUACAGGAGGCUCACUGCUGUGCCCUGAGCACCAUGGAGGAGGCCAGACAACACCAGAUUAGGGCCUUGGAGGAGCGUCUGAAGCAGGAGCAGCGGGAGGAGGUUCAUGCUCUGAAGGAGGCCCACAGGAGGACCUUGGACAUCCUGAGACAGCAGUCGGAUCAGGAGCUGCAGACCCUGCGCUUCGAGCUGGAGGAUGAGGGCAAAGCAAAGCUGGCGUCGCUUCGCGCAGAACUGAACCACCUUCAUGCUACAGCCGUAGAGCAUCUAAAGCAGAUCCACAUUAAGGAAAACACUGCAGCCAAACGGGAGCUAGAGAAUGCAAUGGAGCACAGCCACAAGCAGGAACAAGAGCUCCUUGCUCGUAUCUCGGACCUGCAGGGGGAGGUGUGUUCCCGUAGCAACCGCAUCACAGAUCUGGACCAUGAGAUCCACUCUUUGAACGAAACAAUCGACACUCUGACCAGAGAGCUGGAGCACAAAGGCAAAGAGGUGCUGCGGGUCCGCAGUGAAGCUACCCAGCAGAUAAGGGCCCAUGAACAAGACCUUUCAAAGAGACACGAGAGAGAUCUGGGGGAGCUAAGUGCGGUCCAUCACAGAGAAACACAGAUAAUGCUGGCUGACUUCAACAAGGCCCAGGAGGUCCUCAAAGAUAAGAUUUCUGCUCUACAAAUACUGUUGGAGGGAACAGAGGAGAAGUUAAGAAACCGAGAAAGCCGACCAGAAGACCUGCAUAUUAUAGCGGAGCUCAGAGAGAUGGUCACCGAAAGAGAAGCUCUGGUCAAAAAGCUGGUGGAUGACAAGAAGUUCUACCAGUUGGAGCUGGUCAACAGAGAGACGGGAUUCAGCAAGGUCUUCAAUUCCAGUGCCAAUGUUGGUGUAAUCAACCCUCUAAUCAAAUUAAAAACAGGCAGCCAAUCAGAUCACCGCUUCACCAGCUUUCCUAGCCAGUCAGCUCUCCGAUUCGUCAGUCCUCCCACCAUGAGUCAUGGAGGAGAGGAAGAGGAGGGACGGGAGGUGGAGGAGCAUCCUCCUCCUCCUCCUCCUAAUCUUCCUUCCUCUCCUCAUCCUCCACAUCAUCCCAUGUCAAGCCUUGCUCUUCCUCAUGCUCCUCAUCCUCAGGAAGCCCCUGUGCAGCAUCAGGGCCUACAAAGCUUUAGGAGCCAUCAUGAGGCCAGCGCCACGACGCCAUCCGACCCAAGGGGGGUGGAGGCAGGAAAAAGCAAAGAAUAUAUUGCAAAGGAAGAGGAACUGUACUCCCAGUAUUUCUCUUUCUGACCGGCAAAAAAAAAAAAAAAAAAAAAAAAAUCCCAAUCUUGUCAAAAAAUUAA
This is a messenger RNA of Scatophagus argus, 3880 nucleotides long. It is a transcript of the gene fam184aa, whose product is annotated as family with sequence similarity 184 member Aa. The transcript is spliced from 25 exons. The coding region runs from base 318 to 3827 and encodes 1169 amino acids. NCBI's taxonomy places the organism in Eukaryota, Metazoa, Chordata, Actinopteri, Scatophagidae. The record is from RefSeq and is a predicted model, not a curated record.